Penicillium lagena is the source of this 1605-nucleotide messenger RNA. RefSeq lists its product as uncharacterized. Gene Ontology annotation, molecular function: transmembrane transporter activity. Gene Ontology annotation, biological process: transmembrane transport. The record is from RefSeq and is a predicted model, not a curated record. Bases 1 to 1605 code for a protein of 534 amino acids. Lineage: Eukaryota; Fungi; Ascomycota; Eurotiomycetes; Eurotiales; Aspergillaceae. The transcript has 5 exons.
AUGGAGCCUAGCAUCGAGCAGUAUAGGCGAGACGACAGAACAUUCUGGGCUCCGGGAACAGUGGAGUUGAAAGACGUUCAUCAAGCAGAAGACCAGAUAGUUCUCUUCCCAAUGCCUACUGUCGAUCCAGAUGACCCUCUCAACUGGUCUACAUCCCGCAAAGCAAUCAAUUUCACACUUGUCAGCUUCUUCGUUUUAUGGACUUUUGUUCAACUCGAUAUCGCCUUUACCGCAUGGGGACCUAUGCAGACGGAGCUUAAUUUCUCGAUUAGCCACCUAAAUGGCGGCUCAGCAUUAACCUAUGGCGGAUUAGCCAUUGGAUGCUUUUUCUUCGUCCCACUUGUGCACAAAUAUGGACGCCGUCCACUCUAUCUAUUCAGUAUCAGUCUCCAGUUUAUCGCCUGCCUCUGGCAGGCUAGGAUCCAUACCGUCAGUGAUUUAUUUGGAAGCGGUUUCAUCUCAGGCCUAGGAGGCGCUACUAGCGAGGUUAUUGUGCAGGUCACUAUUGCGGACAUGUUUUUUGUGCACCAACACGCCACCAUGAAUGGGUGGUUUCAAAUAUUUCAGUGUACAGGUGCAUUCCUCGGACCUGUGGCGGCCGGGUAUAUUGUCGACUCGGAGGGAUGGAGAUGGAUCUGGUGGUGGUGUGCCAUCUUUUUCGGGGUGACAUUACUCUGUGUUGUCUUCUUAUUUGAGGAAUCGAAAUAUGUUCCCGUCCAUAACAGCCAAGGCACUACAUCAUCAUCCUGUCCCGAAUUGACAGAUGCAGCUACCGACACCAAGAAUAAAAUGCAGGAAGAGAACAAAGGUGACAGCGAUACGGCGAUAACUCGGGUCACGACUAGUCCCCAAUCCGCGAGCAAAACAUACUGUCAGAGAAUGUCCCUAAUCACCAAGACGGAUGAGCCUAUCUGGCAUCACUUCGUCCAGCCAAUUGUGGUUCUUUUUUCCUUUCCUGCAGUUACCUAUUGUGCUCUCACAUACGGCACCACCCUGGCGUGGUUCGCCAUCAUGACCUCCAUCCAGGCAACAUAUUUACUCGAACCUCCGUACAAUUUCAAUGCUAUCGGCAUUGGAUUGAUGAACAUCGCGCCUUUUGCAGGUGCAGUGAUCGGCUUCCCCUUCGGCGGCUAUCUUAGCGACAAGUCGAUCAUGUGGCUGGCAAACCGAAAUAACGGUAUCUAUGAACCAGAAAUGCGCAUAUGGCUCGCUCUUCCGCUCGCCAUCAUCAGUCCAGGUGGAAUCUUGAUGUUUGGUCUUGGUCUUGCUCAUGGCGCGCCUUGGAUCCUCCUUGCGAUGGGUUUCAGCUGCUUUGGAUUUUCAUUCGCCUCAGUCGGCGCUAUUUCUCUCUCGUACGCCAUGGACUGUUAUCAGGAUAUCAUUGGUGAUGCGCUUGUCGGCGUGGUCUUUACCCGGAAUAUCUUCUCUCUCAUUAUUCUUUUCGUCAUCACACCGUGGGUCCAAAAGAUGGGCAUGCAGAACCUCCAUAUACUUGUUGCAGUUCUCGCAUUCGAAGAUGGCGCAGAAUCAGCUAACCCACCGGACUAUUUGACCAAUUCAGACAAGACGAUGAUCUCAGAUAUCGAGGACAACUACCUGCUUUGA